UUCAUUUAAAACCUAUAACCUCAUCAAUAUAUAUUCAAAUGUCAAAUUUUGGACACAUGACAGUGUUUACUGUUGACCGUACAGUGUGUCACAACAAUGUAUUUGAUAUGUUAUAACCGAAAAAUGUAUGGCCGCCAUUUUUUAUUUUCACGCGCUGGCUCGUGACGUCAAGGCAGACGACUCAUACACCAAUCAGAUGCUUUGUUUAAGCGCUGUCAUAGCAACCACAAAGUUCGCUGUGAGUGAUGCUCAGUGAGUUCGAAACGAGUCGAAACCCGACGAGAGAGACGCAAAAGACGAGCUAAAUGAUAAGAAUUUGUGCCUGAAGGUGCUGUGUAUUAGCUAGCAAGCGAAUUGACAGCUGCAAGUGACGAAUGGACGCGAAUUCGUUAUCCUACUUCCUGGAGCUGGUAGCCGGGAGCGGGUGCAUUUUGAACUCGGAACAAAGGGCAGCUCUGCAAACUUCACUGAUUAUUUUGAGGAAGAACUACAAAUUCAACCGGGUGUUGUUUUGGGGCAAAAUACUCGGAUUAAAAGAGCAUUACUUUAUCGCUCAAGGGAGAAGGGAUGAUGAGCUGAAGGACACGCAGCAUUUCUACAGCUUCAACUGCAUCGACUGGUUCCUGAUCCCCUCCACCACGACUGAAAUGAUUGAGGACGUUUCCAAAACUGCCAAGGGCCGAUUCGAAGGUGACCCGUCUUUUGUGUACGAGCAAAAGCAAGGAGACAAAUUUGACACUUCAGCCGAGGAGUCAACGAAGAAAGUGACAGAGGAAACCAGGCUCGCUGUGACAGUUCACCUCAUCAACGAGGAAGCAUCAGUGGUACCGCGGGGCGCCUUCAUCAACACUACGCACGGGGUGGUCCAGAUUAAUCGCAGCUUUGGCGGUCUUUCUUACUUUCAAGCGGGGAAGUUGGAACACUUUCUACACUUUACUCAACCUAAGCACCUGAAGAAGAAGACCCUUCUGGAGAUGGCCGAUUUGAACCCCGCCUUGGACUUCCUGGAUCCACUGAGUGAGGACAUUCCAAAAGGAUCAUGGAGUCUUCAGUUUGAAGGUGCCAACAAAGUGUGUGUGAUUCGCAGCCUGCUGUGGUUGGGCCUGACCUUCUACCACGUGCCCAUGACACCGCUGCACGGAUGCGUCUACAUCGGAUACGGAACCAAGAACUUGGACCUACCCUUCAUGCUUUAAAAUGGAGUUUAUUGUGAGUGAGGAGUUUAUUGUUAGUGACAUUCAGUUUGCAGAAAAAAAUCUUAAUUAUAUGACUUUUCUCCCUUAUACAGUAUCACAAUUAGUUCACUCUAAGGGUUUUUUUUGGCAAUAAACAAUAUUGAUGUAGUCUGGGUUGGUGUCG
This is a messenger RNA of Doryrhamphus excisus (bluestripe pipefish), 1359 nucleotides long. RefSeq names its product radial spoke head component 9 (gene rsph9). Lineage: Eukaryota; Metazoa; Chordata; Actinopteri; Syngnathiformes; Syngnathidae. Gene Ontology annotation, biological process: cilium movement involved in cell motility; axoneme assembly; motile cilium assembly. Gene Ontology annotation, cellular component: radial spoke; axoneme. The record is from RefSeq and is a predicted model, not a curated record.